Messenger RNA from Lachancea dasiensis, 1686 nucleotides. The record is from the annotation of a GenBank genome assembly. Lineage: Eukaryota; Fungi; Ascomycota; Saccharomycetes; Saccharomycetales; Saccharomycetaceae.
AUGAAUACCGAUGAGAGCCAUCUCGAAAAGAAGCUGCCCAAAAAAGAAGUGCGAAGAAUCGAAGAGAUUACUCGCAAUACAAAGUCCCGAAAACCCCUUCCGGGAGUAGAGACCGGCUUCGACGAAUAUGGGCCCGAGGACAGCAACAAAGGACUGUCAGACUUCACGUUAUAUGCAAGCAGUCUCAGCAAUAAAGAAAAACAUCGCUACCACAAACGAACCGGUCGGAUGCGAUCAUUUUUCGAAGAUGUAAGGUUUGGCCAUCGGAGCACGAUAAUGGACGACUUGGUGAGUUCAUCGCUAACAGCGACCUCUUUUAAAGCAGCUGGUUAUGCUAGGGCUACAGAUCAAGAGGAUGCAAGUGGAAACUCCGAUGGAUCUCAAGAUAGGACACUUGUCUUUUUUAAUUUCUCUGGGUUCUACGUAUUGCUAUGGAUGGUAAUAGCUUUCAUUGUUUUGAGACUGAGUGUUGACUAUUACAUUACUCAUAAUGGAGAUCUCUCGCAGUCAGAAAUCUUGAAGUUCAUGACCACAGAUCUGGUAUCCGUUGCCUUAAUUGAUUUGGCCAUGUAUUUGUGCAUUUAUUUCGUGCUGCUUGUACACCUGGGAUGUAAAAACAGGUGGAUAGCAUGGAAGAGAACCGGUCGCUAUGCGACCUACGCUUAUGAGGUUGGGUUCUUGUCAUUUUUCUUGUACGUCGCCGAAACAGUGAUGCAAUUCCAUUGGGUUGCGAAGAUCUUCAUCUUUUUACACUCUUUGGUAUUGCUCAUGAAGAUGCACUCAUUUGCACUUUACAACGGUUACUUAUGGGGCAUUUUAGAGGAGCUGGAGUUUUCCAAGAAGACACUUGCGAGGUCUAAGGACAUAGCCAUGGACGGUAGCUUCAAGGAAGCUUUAAAGAAAAGUUGUGAGUUUUGUGAGUUUGAACUUGACCUACAGUCCACAGACGUACACUUUCCGGCAAACAUGACUUUGAAGAAUUUUUUUGAGUAUAGUGUAUUCCCAACCGUUGUUUAUCAGAUUGAAUACCCAAGAACCGAGCGUAUCAGAUGGUCCUACGUUUUUGAAAAAUUGUGUGCGAUCUUCGGCGUAAUAUUUGUUAUGAUGAUCAUCGCACAGUUCUUUAUGUACCCGAUUGCUAUCCGUGCUAUGGCAGUACGAGAUGCCGGAAUGCCUAUUUUUUGGGAUCGAAUUUUCGAAUGGCUGUACCUUUUGCUAAAGUUGGUUCCAAGUUUCAUCAUCAUGUAUUUAUUAGUUUGGUACUUGAUCUGGGAUGCAAUUUUGAAUUGUAUUGCUGAACUAACAUGUUUUGGUGACCGGUAUUUCUACGGCGACUGGUGGAACUGCGUAUCAUGGGAUGAAUUUAGCCGUCAGUGGAACGUCCCCGUCCAUAAAUUCUUACUGAGGCACGUAUACCACAGCUCUAUUAGUUUCCUGCAGUUGAACAAAUUGCAGGCAACCUUGAUGACCUUCUUGCUGAGCUCCGUUGUGCAUGAGUUGGCCAUGUAUGUGCUAUUUCGGAAGUUGAGAUUCUACCUCUUCAUUCUACAAAUGGCACAGCUUCCUUUAAUACAAUUAGGUAACUCCAGGUUUUUGAAAUCUAAAAAGGUUUUGGGAAAUGCCAUUUUUUGGCUUGGAAUUUGUACAGGUCCCAGUCUCAUGUGCACCUUGUAUCUGACUUUUUGA